AUGUCUUCUUCUAUAUGUGCCCUCUGUCUCGGAGACGAUACGGAGAUUCCAUCGUUCGGCACUACCAAAGAUGCUGAAGACCUUAUUAUGCCUUGCUCCACGUGCUCGUUGGUGGUUCAUAAAAUGUGCCUCAUGGAGUGGUUCAACUCGCUCCCUCCAUCUAAGGUGACUAGAACGUUCAGGGACGAGAUUCCUAGAAGGUCGAGCCUGGCUGAUUCAAGAUCAGAUAUCGGUGUUUUUCCUCCGGUGGAUGACGAUUUGGAUGAUCCGGGAAUGUUCAACUUCAACUCUCGCUGGGGAAGGCUCCUUGUGACCUGGGGUACGGAAUCAUACGUCUACACGCCCUCCCAGGAUAUGGUGGGUCUCGGAGAUAACAAUUCUGUGAUGCUUGCGGCAGAUUGCCCACAGUGUAAAAACAAGAUCGUCUUCCAAAUGUCCCACUCGUCGCUACUAGCGCUCAACACCUUGGUACGUUCGUCAAUUAAGGAUAUGGUUCUGUACCUGGGUGUGUUCAUGGGUGUUUCUGGAGCCGCCAUCGGAAUUGUCACUGUGGGAUAUGCUGGUCUUACUCGCUGUGGCGUUAAUAUGCUUGAGGUGAUGGUGCCCGAGUCCAUCUUGAUCUCCUUACUCCGUAGAAAGCCACAAUCUGGCCCUGCAACUACUUUAAGUGCAGCCGUGCCCCUGGCAGAUCGCAUGGACUGGGACGUCAACGUUUUGAGCCACUUCCGCUUCCAGCUUGUGCCGCUUCUUCCCCUCGUCUUGUUCAGAAUGCGCUUUUCGUCUAUCUUUGGGUGCCUUUUCAACUCCUCAGCACUGUCGUUACUCACAGACACUUUCAACGAAUUUCUUGUCUGUCAGUAUGUCUCGUCCCUAGGUAACCACACACUUGCAAAGGGCUUAUAUGCCAAUUUGAGACAGUGUCUUGCUUCUGUUUGGAAGUCUCGCUCCUUGGGAGCACUCGGUUGGGCUGGUCUCACAAAGAACAUCAGCUGGUGGGAUCCAAAUGUCAUGAUUGGCUCUAUGAUUCCAGCGAGAUGGAUCUACGACUUGUUGUUUAGGCUCACCAUCAACAAACGCCAUUUUGACCUCUCAAUGGCGGUUCGUCCCAAAAGCAUAGCCAACACGCUCAGUGAGAGCGAACUUGCAAAGUACGAGCUUAUUGAGAGCAAAUUGGGAAGGCUUCAUUUCGAAUUGCGGGACAAGGUCAGAAAGGCGAAGCGUAAUUCCCCUGUUGCUACUUCCCCCUCGCCAAUGAUCAACGCUAUCAAACACAAGCUUCUUGAGUUGCUGAUAAUACUCAAAGAGGACUUUGCAUGGCGCUGGCUCAAGCUCAAGCUUCAAGCAUGGCUGUUCAAACUGAUUGCAUGUCUAAAAAAUGACUACUCAACUUCGCUUCUUACGAAACUGAGAGUCGUGACGGGAGUAACUACGUUCCUUUGGCCAUUUUUAGCUGCUGACGUUGGCAGGAUCAUGCUUACAGUACUUCAGAGAUCUUCCUGGUUUCUGCAUGUUCCAAGACCUAAGUUAAUCCUUUUUGCAAAUCUUGUCGGCAUGUUUGGCGUGACAAUCAUCAAAGAUUUGUUCAACCUAUAUUUGAGCACCCACAAGGCCAAUACCUUAUCUAACAUGACUAUCGUCACCUCCAGAGGUUCACAGUCAAGCGCAUCUACAACACCAACUCCAGUAGAGCAAACCGCCGUUCCUGGAGCGUUCAACCAGUGA
Messenger RNA from Candidozyma duobushaemuli, 1722 nucleotides. RefSeq lists its product as uncharacterized. The record is from RefSeq and is a predicted model, not a curated record. The coding region runs from base 1 to 1722 and encodes 573 amino acids. The transcript has a single exon. NCBI's taxonomy places the organism in Eukaryota, Fungi, Ascomycota, Pichiomycetes, Serinales, Metschnikowiaceae.